AAAAAAAAAACUGCAGUGUGUGAGUGUGUAGUUCUCAUCCCUCCCCUGACCAGAUCUUUAUCAAUUUGGGUCCUCCAGUCUUGGGGUGCAUUUGAAUGGGUGUCUGUGUGUGUGUGUGCAUGUGGCAGAGUUGACAGAGGACAGAGUGAAGUGUCUCGGAGCCCGUGGAGAAAGGGAGAGAGCUCGUUGUCCACAAGAGAGCAACCUGCACAAAAGGGACUGCGUGUGCAGCUGAAAUGGUUAAGUGGCACUCCCUCAAGUCCCUGACAACGCCCAUGGUUGCUGCCAAGCCAACGGAGGCCAGUGCCUUGACUGUGACUCCAGCCCCCGUCGCGUUAGUCUCCGCCGAGAACUCCACCGAGCCCGUCGACAAGAACGAUGCCUUCAACGAGAUCAAGAACAAAUUCCUGAGCGAAAUCGACAAGAUCCCACUGCCAUCCUGGGCCGUCAUCGCCAUCGCCGUGGUCGCUGCUUUGCUCAUCCUAACAUGCUGCUUCUGCAUCGUCAAGAAAUGCUGUUGCAAGAAGAAGAAGAACAAGAAGGGCAAGAAGGGGAAGGGUGACAUGGGAAUGAAGAACCUGAAAGGAGAGAAACCGCAGGAUGACGAUGAUGAAGAGGAUGAUGUGGAGCCGGGACUGACUGGAGAUGAGAAGGAGGAGGAGGUGAAGGAGAAAGAGAAGCUCGGGAAGCUGCAGUACUCCAUCGAUUACGACUUCCAGGAGAAUAAGCUGACUGUUGGAAUCCUGCAAGCAGCCGACCUGCUCUCCAUGGACAGCGGCGGCACCUCAGAUCCCUACGUGAAGGUCUUCGUCCUCCCAGACAAGAAGAAGAAGUUUGACACCAAAGUUCACAAGAAAACGCUCAAUCCUGUCUUCAACGAGACCUUUACCUUCAAGAUUCCCUUCCAGGAGAUGGGAGGAAAGACUCUGGUCAUGUCCGUCUACGACUUCGAUCGCUUCUCGAAACAUGAUGUGAUCGGAGAGAUCAAAAUACCCAUGAACACGCUCGACCUGGCAAAACCGAUUGAGGAGUGGAGAGACCUGGACAGCGCUGAUCAGGAGGAGCCCGAGAAGCUGGGUGACAUUUGCAUCUCCCUGCGCUACGUCCCCACUGCCGGCAAACUCACCAUCUGUAUUCUGGAGGCUAAGAACCUGAAGAAAAUGGACGUGGGUGGACUGUCAGAUCCCUAUGUGAAAAUCAACUUGCUGCAGAACGGAAAGAGGCUGAAGAAGAAGAAGACGACGGUGAAAAAGAACACCUUGAAUCCGUACUACAACGAGUCCUUCAGCUUUGAGAUUCCUCUUGAGCAAAUGCAGAAAAUCCAAGCCGUGAUCACAGUGCUGGAUUACGACAAGAUUGGCAAGAACGAUGCCAUCGGGAAGAUCUGGGUGGGGAGCAAGGCCACGGGGGCCGGGCUCAAACACUGGUCCGACAUGCUGGCCAACCCCCGCCGCCCCAUCGCCCAGUGGCAUCCGCUGCAGCCGGAGGAGGAGGUGGACGGCGCCCUCGCCGCCCUGAAUGCCAAGAAGUAAACCCCCUCGUCCAGCUCCACCACACCUGACCCACCCAUGCAUUUCCCAUCAUCCCCCCCUCCUUCCUCCUUCUCCUACCCCCCCACCCCCCUCGGUCCCACAUAUCAGUGUAUAUUCCAGAAUAACCCCGCCCUCCCCACACCUUCCUCCACCUCCUCCUCCUCCCCCGUUGCCACCUUUGAAAAGAUCCAUAGAUGCCAUUCAACAUGAUGGGAAUAUAGUUUAAAAAAAAAAAAAAAACAACAUGUUAUAAUUAAAAUCAUGUCACUGAAAAAAGACGACAAGAUACAGGAUGGACAGAUACUCCGUUGAUUUCCUUUAGAUCUAUUUUUGUAUUGGGGUUGUGGUUCCAUUAAUAAGAAUACAGAGUAGACUAUGAAGAGUAAGAGUGCUAUAUAUGGGAAUCUGCUGAUAGAGGGGGUAAAACCUUCAUUCACUCACAUUGUUCUACUCACCCUUUUCCCUUUAGUGACACAGUUUUGCUUAGAAUAGUGCUUAAUAAUAAAAAUGCUUUAUACUGCCAUAUGAUAGAGAAAUAACACAAGCAGGUCCAUUCCUUGGGUGUUCCGUGACACCGCGUUCCACACCUGCCAGUUGUCAUACUAUAGAUGAUUCUGUUGGUUUGAAGUACAUUCCUAGAGCUGGGUAGCAGAGUAGGGAUAGGCACAUAUCCAGUUACCCACAGACACACUGCCUUUUUCGAUUAGUUGACCUUCCACCCAUCGUCUCAGGAAAACUGAGAGGAAACUGAAACUCCAUGCCUUUUUUUCUAAACGGGUUG
This is a messenger RNA of Salarias fasciatus (jewelled blenny), 2313 nucleotides long. RefSeq names its product synaptotagmin-2-like. Gene Ontology annotation, cellular component: axon; dense core granule; synaptic vesicle membrane. Gene Ontology annotation, biological process: synaptic vesicle endocytosis; calcium ion-regulated exocytosis of neurotransmitter. Gene Ontology annotation, molecular function: calcium-dependent phospholipid binding; calcium ion binding; phosphatidylserine binding. The transcript has 10 exons. NCBI's taxonomy places the organism in Eukaryota, Metazoa, Chordata, Actinopteri, Blenniiformes, Blenniidae. Bases 237 to 1532 code for a protein of 431 amino acids. The record is from RefSeq and is a predicted model, not a curated record.